UUUUAUUUUACUUUAUUUUAUUAAUUUUAAUUUUUUUAUUUUAAUUUUUUUAAUUUUUGUAUUAAUUUAUUUUUGUCACGUACCGAAGUACGAGGUGAUAUGACCAUACAAUGACAUAAUGGCUACCAUAGUAACUGUCAAUAUAGUCAUUUUGGAUUGGAUUGGAUGACAUUUUUUGCUAAUUGGUUAUUUUUAUCCUCAUGCAUUAUUUUAGCUGUUUGAAGAUGAACUAUAUCAGCAAGUUUAUUUGUGAUUUUAGAAAUAAGGAGUUAGUAUGUUCUCUGUAGGCGGCAUUAUGAAUUAUCCUUACUGGCCUUUUUUGCAGUACAUUUAGCGAGUGAAGAUUGCUUUUAUAGUUAUAGUUAACACUCUUAUAGUCACUUUGACACUCAGAUUAUCCAAUAUAAUCGACAUCAUAAAUAUAAAUAGUAGUGUAGUGUAGAAUACAUAUCAUAUCACGUCAUUUUCAUUAAUUUAGCAUUUUUUUUCAGGCCAAAAUGUACUUAAAUAUGCAUAUUUGGACUAAUAAUAGGUGUGUGUUAUUAUUUCAACAUGACUUCAGUUUAGUUCUACGUUUUUUUAAAGGCUAAUAUUUUGAGACCAGAGGUUAUUCUUCCUCUAUGAAGUCACAUGAAAGGUCAAAAAAAGAGCCAUCCAACAAAAAACAAAAAAAAAAGGGGAAGAAGGAGUGAAUAGACUUCUUAAUAUACAAGACUAUGUGGGAGGAGUUCCUUCUCUCUCUCUUUCUCUCUCUCUCUCGCUCUCUCUCUACUCGGUAACAUUUACAAGUUUGCAAGUCUCUUCACAGAAGGCGUGGGUGACCGGAGGAGGAAGAGGGAGUGGAAACGAGGGACGCCUGCAGCCCGGAGCGAACGGCGCGAGAAUGCCCUGUGGCACGCCGUGUGCACGCACGGACCAAAUUAAGGAGUGAAGACGUUUUGAGACCACGAAGUUGGUCCUCAUCAGGCAGCAGAUAUGAGACUAAUGUUCCCCCCAAGGUGGAUAUUCCGAUGCUGGACGGUGUGCAUCCUUGUCACGUUUUACUCACAGAACACUUCCUGCAAGUCUGUUUCCUGCGGCGACGACCAGCAUUAUUUAAAAGGCUCAAGGUGCUGCGACAAGUGUAAACCAGGCUUCCGCGUGUUUGCAGAUUGCAAUGAAUCUCAUCAGACCAAGUGUGUUAAAUGCGCUCAUGGCGAGUACCAGCCCUACUGGACCCAAGAAACGCGAUGCCUCCAGCAGAGGAUAUGCGAUGCAGGUAAAGGUUUCAUGUCCAGACCAGAGAAUCUGGAAGCGGAGGAACCUUGUCGUUGUUUCCCAAACUUCCAGUGCCAUCCCAUUAACUGUGAGUUCUGUGAAAGGAUUCCCACUUGCCGACCCGGGUAUGGACUGGAAUUGGACCCAGAAUCCACCAAUGGGAGGAAGAUCUGCGUUGCGUGUAAGAAGGGAUUCUUCUCUGCAGACAACAACACCAAACAAUGCAAACCAUGGACCAACUGCAAGGCGGAGGGCAGGAGCGAGACUCGAGGAGGCAGCGCUCAGACCGAUGCGGAGUGUGGACCACCUCUAUCUAGUGCUGCCCCCUCCUGGGUGGUGGUGUCGGUGCUGUCAGCCAUCACCAUCCUCUGCCUCCUCAUCCUCCUCCUUUUCUGCUACAAGGACAAACUCAAGUUGCUUUCAGUUAAUCUGCGAUCCUGCGUUCAGAAUCUGAAAAGGACCAGGAUUCAGCAGGAGACGUUGGCCCCUCUUUACCAGAGUGGAGCAGCAGGGGGUCUCAAAUACGUCCCGUGUGAGACCACCAAACUCUUCUGCCAAGCCCCCGACAUGAGUGACGCCGACGAGACCCCCUCCACACCCUGUGGCACCGUCUCGCUCCCUCACACGCAGGACAUGAACAAAAAAGAAGGCCUACAACGGGAGGCACCCAUGGAGGACCCAAACGUGGUAGGGUCUGGGGGUCCAGAGGAGGUCUCUGAAGAAGAAGAACUCACCAGCGUGCCUCCGCUAUCAACCGGUUCUUGCGUGUGCACCGUUCCGGUCCAGGAGCCUCUGGAAGUAGGAGAAAAUGAGGAUUGUAGCCAAGCCGUCAGUCCCGGCACCUCCGGGGUUUGCUCCUGUGGGGGUCUACACGCAGAACGGGGGCGAGAGUACGAGGAGAGCGAACUUGUCUCCUUUUCACCUCCUCUUCUCCGCUCCACAUCAGUGACUCCUCCAUCCAGCUUGCUUCCUGAGCUCUGCUUGCCUCUGAGUAAGGCUCGGUCCAGACCGGAUGUCAAGGGUCCCCUUAAAGACCUGACCCCCAUAAAGCAGAAAGGAUAUCACAGACUGGCUAGCACGGACUCCACAGAGAACAGCGCACCCUCUUCGGUGGCAUCACUUAGUCCUUUAAAGACCUCCUCGUCUAUUGGGGAGCUCUACUCAGAGGACCAAGACCAGAAAGGAUUCUGGGGGGACGACGGGGGUAACACACUCCAAUCUGGGGACACCGAACUCGAGUGCCCCCCUCCUGGAAGCUUACAGAGUCACCUUGCAGAACCAACUCUUACCUCAGCAGGUCAGGUGUCGGGGAACAACAACACCACCUUCAUCUCCAGCGGUCAGGUGGUGAACUUCAGCGGCGACGUCAUCGUCGUCUACGUGGGCCAGACGUCUCUCGGCGACGCCGAAGACGCAACGUCGGACGACGAUUUCGGGCGUCCCGUGCAAGAACAAGCCAGCGAGACGGCGCCCUUUUUCCAGAGUGCCGGACGCCUGAGGUCAGAGGGGGACGCCGGUACCCAAAAACCCUUACGGGACCACAAAACCGCAAGCACAAAUACUCACCGAAUAGUCGGGAAUGAUGGGUAAUUAUGUUUUUAGGAUAAAAUGAUAUUUUUAUAGCGUGCAAUUUAUAUAUAUAUAAAACAUAAAGAGACACAUCCAUUUUUGGUACGAAGCUUGUAUGAAGACUUUUGUUCAUAUUGCACCAAAUGUGCAGUUUCUCAUGAAAAAAAAAAUGCUAUGCAUUUGAUAAGCUAAUUUUUUUGUACAUAUAUGUAUGUGUAUGUAUAUAUUUUUUUCAUAUGCAAGCUUUAAUGAAGAUACAAAGCUUAGUUAAUAAUGAUACAUUGAAACUAAUUGUGUAUAUAGAAGUUACCGUAUUGACCUCAAUAUAAGAGCACUGCUUUUUUUUUCCGAAACUGGGUUUUUGAGAAAAGUUUGCAGAAUUUUGGUAAAAAUACGCAGGAAAACGAAUCUCAUUCAUAUAAUACAAUAAAAAAAAUUUAAAUUUCGAAAAGUCAUACAGUUCCGAAAAUAACGUCGUAAAUUAAUUCACAAGAAAACUUUGAGAUAAGUUACAAGGAAAAAAGUCGCAAAAUUAGGAGAAUGAAUUUCCGAAAAUAAACUAAAUAAACUAAAUUAGUAUACGAGAAUAAAGUAAAUAAAAAAAUCAUACAGUUCCAAAAAAUAAAAUAAUAAAAAAAAAUAAAAAAUUCGCGAGAAAAAAAAGUAUUUUCCUAAUAUUACAACUUUUUACAAAUUUACUCUUGUAAAUGUACUUUUUUCUCGCAAAUUUACAUUUUCUUUUUUUUUUUUUACAAAAAUUUUAAUUUUUUUUAAUGUGCCAUGGGCCGCACUGUUCUUUUUCAGCAACUUCUCCCAGAGCGUUUCUUCCUGUCACUCACAGAGUGCCUUAAAGGUUUUCUAUUUGUUCCAUGUGUCUUCUAAAUAUUUCACUAAAAAUCCCUCUUAAAAUUACUACUUUAUUUUCAUAAAAUUCAGACCUUUUUUUUCGGUAGAUUACAACUAUUUUCACUUAAUAUUUUGACUUUACUUUGUCAAUUUUUUUUUUUUUUUACAAAAAUUAUAAUUUGAGAAAAACUUUGAGAUAAAAAUGUAUUUCAGAAAAAAAACUCGGAAUAUUACUAAAAUAAAGUUGUAAAUUAAGUUAUUUAUAAGAAGAAGGUCGUACCUUUCUGAAAAAAAAACAUAUUUUAAAUAAAUAUAAAAAAUAAUAGAUAUAAAAUAAUAAAUAAAAUAAAAAAUGAAAUUAAUUUGCAAGAAAAAAAGUAUUUUCCUAAAAUACAACUUUUUACAAAUUUACUCUUGUAAGUGUACUUUUCUUUCUCGCAAAUUUACAUUUUCUUUUUUUUUUUACAAAAAUUGUAAUUUUUUUUAUGUGCCAUGGGCCGCACUGUUCUUUUUCAGCAACUUCUCCCAGAGCUUUUCUUCCUGUCACUCACAGAGUGUUUUCUAUUUGUUCCAUGUGUCUUCUAUUGGGGUCAAUCCGGUCAUUGAUAUUUGCCAUGCCAAAAAGCAUACUGUAUAUGUGACCAUCAUCAUCAUAAUAAUAGCAAUGGAUGACAAAAUGAAUAUUUUUGGACUGAAAUUAAAAUGUUUUGCAUCUAAUUCCGGCUCUUAGAUGGCAGCCGCCCAUCCUGCAUCUUUCUGUGGGCUAUUCUGGGAUGAGCAAAUGACAAGCUUCUUUCAGAAGUGCAUCUUUAUGAGGCAGAGGUAAUUACACAUGUGGAAACAGGCCGCCUUUCAUCAGGCCGGCAGCAGCUGCGAGGAGGCGGCGAAGUCGGCCCGCGUCGUCCGGGUAACGCCACAUGACACGAGGUGGCGGUGUGAUUUUUUUUUUUUUAAAGCCGGGUGCGGGUCAGCGGCUUAUAAAUGUGAACCUUGUCUGGUCUUAGCCUUGGGAAAAGGGGAAGUUGUGAGAAAAUGGCGCUGAGACUCCAUGUUGGGAAACAGCACACCCUGGUGUUCGACUUUAUUAAUGCAUUUUACAGAAUGAAAUCAAAGUGUUAAAUAGAGCGUCCUACAGUGGAAAGCACCCAAAAGUCCACAUCA
This is a messenger RNA of Doryrhamphus excisus (bluestripe pipefish), 4833 nucleotides long. RefSeq names its product tumor necrosis factor receptor superfamily, member 11a, NFKB activator (gene tnfrsf11a). Gene Ontology annotation, cellular component: external side of plasma membrane. NCBI's taxonomy places the organism in Eukaryota, Metazoa, Chordata, Actinopteri, Syngnathiformes, Syngnathidae. Gene Ontology annotation, molecular function: cytokine binding; tumor necrosis factor receptor activity. The record is from RefSeq and is a predicted model, not a curated record. Gene Ontology annotation, biological process: lymph node development; multinuclear osteoclast differentiation; ossification.